Clonostachys rhizophaga is the source of this 846-nucleotide messenger RNA. NCBI's taxonomy places the organism in Eukaryota, Fungi, Ascomycota, Sordariomycetes, Hypocreales, Bionectriaceae. The record is from the annotation of a GenBank genome assembly.
AUGGCAAGAUCCUGGCCAACAGCCAGUCAGGCGUGUCUGUUCUCGACUGCUUUCGCGGUGCCAAUCUUGUAUGUUUCAGUCCGUCCUAGCCUAGAUGCAACGCAGCUAACAUCUAUCUUCAAACAGCGCCGUACCAUUGUGUCCCUCGUCCCAUUCAACAAUCAGCUUUGGGAUGGUGCUCCAGUUCUCUUCGUCUACACCUCUUACUUCUUCCAGCAGGCCGGUGUCGCCCAGCCCUUCAUCGCCACCGUCGCCGUUAACACAGUCCUCAUCACCUUUGUCGCCAUCAGUUUCUACACGACCGAUCGCGUGGGUCGGCGUCCGCUCCUUGUCUAUGUCGGUGCUUUUAUGGUGCCACUCCUCUUCAUCAUCGGUGGUAUCCUCAAGAUGCCUCUCACGACCGCCAACAGCACGGCUAUGAUUGCCGUUUCAUGUAUCUGGGUGGCCGCCUACUCGUCCUCCGCAGGCCCUCUCGGCUUCACUUUCCUCGCCGACUGGUCUACUUCCGUCCUUCGAGCUAAGACGGCCAACAUGGGCAGUCUCGCCUUCGCCCUCAUGUCGCUGGUGACCACGUACUGCACGCCCCUUAUGCUCGCGGCCCCCAACUUUGGAGUUUCCAACACCAUGCUCUUUUACGGCACCACGUCGGCCAUCUUCGUAGUUGUCAUGUGGUUCGUCAUCCCCAAGACGAAGAAUCGCUCCCAUGUCGAACUCGACGAGAUGUUUGAGCUCAAGGUGCCGACACACGAGUUUGGGUCAUUUGAGACGUCUGUAGAUAAAGCCAGGAAGGCCGCUAAGUUAGAAAGCCGUCCAUCUUACGGCAGAUAUUUAAUUACCGAUGUCUAG